AUGAAGGACCUUUUAUCAAAGAAAUGCAGGUUGAAGGAAUGCGAAACAGUGGCCUUGACAAAGGAAUGCAGUGCAAUCAUCCAGAAGAAACCUCCUCCCAAGCUGAAGGAUCCGGGCAGCUUCAGUAUUCCUAUCGAAAUAGGAAACAUUGAAGUUGGAAAAGCAUUAUGUGAUCUAGGAGCAAGUAUCAACCUGAUGCCACUGUCCAUGUGCAGAGCUCUUGGAAUCAAAGAGCUCAAGCCGACUACAGUUUCUCUCCAGUUAGCUGAUAGAUCGAUCAGACGACCAGAUGGGGUAAUUGAGGAUGUUUUAGUUAAAAUCGAUAAAUUUAUCUUCCCUGCAUAUUUUGUAGUUCUGAAUAUGGAAGAAGACACCGAAAUUCCCCUAUUACUUGGAAGGCCAUUCUUAGCCAUCUUGAAGGCAAUUAUUGAUGUGGAGCAAGGAAAACUGAUGCUGAGGGUGAACGAAGAAACAGUCACCAUUGACGUCUUCGAGUCAAUGAAACAUCCAACAGACGGAGAAGACUGUUUCAUGAUAGACAUAAUACAAGAAGCAAUUGAUGAUGCUAUGAAAGAGGAGAGUUCCCCGCUCGAGUUAGAACAAAUCAACGACGACGUUGAAAUAGCUGAUAAAGAACCAGUGGUGGAAGAACUUGAAAGAAAGAAAGAUGACAUCCCUCUUGGAGCACCAAAGGGUAACAACAAUACCUAUCCAGUCAUCAUCAAUGUUGAGCUAACAACAGCAGAAGAAGAGAAACUUCUUAAAGUGCUGAAGAAACACAAAGCUGCCAUAGGAUGGUCCUUCUCCGACCUAAAAGGUAUAAAUCCUUCCUUUUGUACUUAUAAAAUUCUAAUGGAAGAUGAUAUAAAACCUGUGAGGCAGCCACAAAGGAGACUCAAUCCAACCAUGAAAGAAGUGGUUAGAAAAGAAGUAGUAAAACUAUUGGAUGCAGGUACGAUCUACCCAAUAUCUGAUAGUGCAUGGAUAAGUCCUGUACAAACGGUACCCAAGAAAGGUGGAGUCACCGUGGUGAAGAAGGAGAACAAUGAGUUGAUUUCAACAAGGACAGUCACUGGGUGGAGGAUAUGCGUUGACUACAGAAGACUAAACACAGCCACUCGGAAGGACCACUUCCCACUUCCUUUCUUGGACCAGAUGUUGGAGAGACUAGCUGGCCAUGCCUUCUACUGCUUCCUGGAUGGGUACUCAGGCUACAACCAAAUAACAGUAGCUCCAGAAGUUCAAGAAAAGACAGCAUUCACAUGCCCUUACGGAGUCUUCGCUUACCGGAGGAUACCCUUCGGCCUGUGCAAUGCUCCUGCAACUUUCCAAAGGUGUAUGCUUUAUAUCUUUUCUGAUAUGAUUGAGAAAUCUAUUGAAAUCUUCAUGGAUGACUUCUGUUUUUGGUCCCUUGAUAUGCGCUUAGCAUAUAAGGAAAUCUGA
Gastrolobium bilobum is the source of this 1443-nucleotide messenger RNA. RefSeq lists its product as uncharacterized. The record is from RefSeq and is a predicted model, not a curated record. NCBI's taxonomy places the organism in Eukaryota, Viridiplantae, Streptophyta, Magnoliopsida, Fabales, Fabaceae. Bases 1 to 1443 code for a protein of 480 amino acids. The transcript has 2 exons.